Dentiscutata erythropus is the source of this 535-nucleotide messenger RNA. Lineage: Eukaryota; Fungi; Glomeromycota; Glomeromycetes; Diversisporales; Gigasporaceae. The record is from the annotation of a GenBank genome assembly.
GCAGUCCGUGAAAGAUUUGAUAUCAAAAUUGUAGAUACUCCAGAUCCAUCGAAAAGAAAUAUAACAAGAACGAAUAUUACAGUCACACAUGUUAAACGUACUAUAAAAUACCAAAAUGCAAAUGGUUCAUACAAAGUCAAUGAUGAUCUCGCUAAAUCUCUAUCUUUCGACAAUGCCGAGCAACUUCGCACGGCUCUCAAUGCCUUUAUUCGCAAAAACGCAAAAUCCGCAGCAAUCACAAAAUUGGAUCAUCAAGUUUUGGUUACUAUCCUUGUACUUUAUUUCUAUCGUUAUGUUGCAAUCGAUCAUAAGAAAGAAUGGGUUCCGACAUAUGAGAAGUCAUAUAAAUGGUUAUGGGGUCAGUUUAAAGGUAAGGAAAAAGUUGAACAGGAGGCGUUUCAAAUAAUCAAAUCAUUUGUUAGAGACGCAUAUGAAGUUAAAGAAGGAGUUUACGAGUUGGACGCUACUUUUGAAGCGGAAAUGGAACCAACAAUCUCAAACAUCAAGUUCCCUAAUACAAGUAUUCGUGGAAUUG